Mya arenaria is the source of this 1218-nucleotide messenger RNA. RefSeq lists its product as uncharacterized. Bases 116 to 1117 code for a protein of 333 amino acids. The transcript is spliced from 4 exons. The record is from RefSeq and is a predicted model, not a curated record. NCBI's taxonomy places the organism in Eukaryota, Metazoa, Mollusca, Bivalvia, Myida, Myidae.
UAACAAUGGAACAGAACCCGUACAAGUAAUACUUUUACUUGGCAAUGAUUCAUUUGUUCUUGCUGAAGGCGAACGAAAGAAAGGAUUGUACCGAUUCCAUAACGUUCAUCAACAUAUGGAUGAACUGUCAAGACGGAAUGUGACAUGUCAGGUUUCUAAUGUAGUCCUUGAAACACCACUCGAAGAACAUGGCAUUCUUUGUAAUGUAGAGGAAGGUAACCUGCCCAUGCUUAUAGUUCCUGAAUUCCUUGAUGGCGAAAGUUCGACAACAAUAUGUGAAGUGCGCAAUGCUAUCCCCGCUCCGGAAAUAAAAAUUCACAUUGACAAUGUAUUACUAGCUGAUGUUCUACAAACCGAUUCAUUUAAUGGAUCAUCUCAUACGUUUACAAGUGUAGCAAAGGUGACAAAGGCUAACAAAACGUGGAAUGGAAAGGAAAUGUGCUGCACCAGCAAAAUUAUAUAUGAUAUUGGUUUAAACGAUAAGACAGUCUGCAAACACAUUGAUAUGAAAUAUCCGCCGUCAGACCUUUCGAUGUCCGUUGACAAAAUACAUGAAUAUAAUAACAAUGUUCAUGUUUAUUUAUUAGACAUUUCUUGUGAAACGAAUGAAUCAAAUCCGCCUUGCACAAUUGAAUGGUCAAGUGGAACCGAUAACUUGCAAUACGUUCGACGAAGCAACUGGACAAAUGGUGACAGUGGGAGGUACAGUUCUGUUUCCAACGUGCGUUUCAGUGUUACUAAAGACAUGGCUGGGACAAUUACAUGUGCAACAAGAUGCGAUCACUUCAAAUCUCAUUUAACUACAAAUUAUACAGUAUCUGUUCAAGGUGACCCAACUCUGAAUUUGAAUACGACAUCACCUGUUGGUAUAAAUCCCACUAUUGCAGUGACCGUCAAAUGUUAUGUUGAUGACUACGAUGCUAAAGAACAAUGGACGCUAUGGUGGAAAGAUGAAAAUAGCACUGUAAUGAAGACUUGUAACAAAACAGAGGAAUGCCUGUUAACACUUAAUUAUACGAGAGAUGGCGAAAAUAUAUACACUUGCAACGCUUGGAAAACAAACGAGCUUCUGAGAUAUUCUUUGACUGUUAUAAGCACACGAACAGAUGGUUCGUAAUUAAGAGCUGAAAUAUCUGUAACGUUUAAGUAUAUGAAAUGCAUUUGAUGUUUAAUUUUUAUGAUAUUAAGAUUUUAUUAAAACAAAACAUGAUAUUGCAG